AUGUUUCAACCUUUUGAUGACCAAACCCACUUGAGUGGUGCGAUUUACUUGUCUAUUAACAAUCUCCUGCAAAGUAAACAUCUCAAACCAGAAAAUAUCAUUCUUGUUGGCAUGAUGCUAGGACUAAAAGAAGCAGGCACAGAUAGAAUAAGCUACUACUUAGAGCCCUUUGUUGCCGAAUUGAUAGACUUGUAUUCUGGUGUAUCAAUGACAGACUAUAGAAAUACCCAGAUAACUGUUCGUGCUGCCUUGAUGUGUGUUGCUUGCGAUAUUCCUGCUGUCAGAAAAACGUUUGGAUUUACUGGUUAUAUGAGCAUGUAUGGCUGUCACCAAUGUCAAUGCCAAUUUAAAACUUCCAAAAAACCACCAAGCUCAAUUAUUCUGGAUUCGAUUACAAGACGUAGAUAA
Molecule: messenger RNA, 408 nt
Organism: Phycomyces blakesleeanus NRRL 1555(-)
Lineage: Eukaryota; Fungi; Mucoromycota; Mucoromycetes; Mucorales; Phycomycetaceae
Exons: 2
Coding region: 1-408 (135 amino acids)
Source: RefSeq, a predicted model, not a curated record